Plasmodium yoelii is the source of this 1017-nucleotide messenger RNA. Its product is annotated as PIR protein. NCBI's taxonomy places the organism in Eukaryota, Apicomplexa, Aconoidasida, Haemosporida, Plasmodiidae. The transcript has 3 exons. Bases 1 to 1017 code for a protein of 338 amino acids. The record is from RefSeq and is a predicted model, not a curated record.
AUGGUAAAAAAUUGUACUACGUUUGAUACUUUGAGGAGAUUUUUCCCUGAUGAAUUGAAUUCUGGAGAAUAUAAUUUUAAAGCUUCACCAUCCAAGAAAUAUUGCCCUAAUGAAACCUGCAAUAACGAUAUCGAUAAAGUCAAUGGUUAUUGCUUAUGGUUAUUUAAUCAAUUAUAUAAUGAUAAAAUAGAUUUUUCGAAUAAUGCAAAUUACCAUAUGAAUAUUAUUACGUAUAUUUUUGGGUGGUUAAGUUAUAAGUUAAAUCAAAAAACACAAAAUGGAAUCACUAAAUUAAGCGAGUUUUAUAAUAAGUAUAUGGAAAAUUUCAAUGUGUAUAAAAAACCCAUAGAUGGUGUUACGGAAUAUAAUAAUUAUAUUGAGCUUAUAAAUAAAAAUAAGGAAUUGAUGGAUAUUGAUAUUAAUGUUAUGUCUAAAUUUUAUGAUGCAUUUAAUAAUUUGUGUAAAAUGUAUAAUGAGCUUUCAAUGACGACGAAUAAUAAAGGCGAGGAAUAUUUAAAAUAUGUUGAGAAUUUUGCUAAAAAUUAUAAUGAUCUUAUUGAUGAAAAUUUUAAUGAUACAAAAGAUAAUUUAUUUAAACAAGUAUUGUAUGUUGCAUUAAACGAUUAUAAUUAUAUAAAAAGUACAUUAUCUGAAGAUUCUAUAAGGAAUAGAAUUCCAGAACUUCCAAAGGAAAAAAAAACACAAAUACCUUUAAGUUCUAAUGGAGGACAACUGGAUGAAGCAUCAACUGAAAUGACAGAAUCAAGUUCUGAAACUGAAGUAUCAAGUUCGAAAAUUAAAGUAUCAGGAUCUGAAACUGAUGUAUUAAUUUUGAAACCUGAAGUAUCAGAAUCCGAAACUAUACUAUCGAGUUCAUUGGUAAAAAACAAAUUAAUUAUAGUUUUACCUAUAUUAGUUGCAAUACCAAUUUUUUUGGGAAUUUCUUAUAAGUAUUCGUUAUUUGGAUUUCGGAAACGAGCUCAAAAACAAUAUUUAAGAGAAAAAAUAAAAAAAUAA